AAAAAAAAACAACGCCCACACGCUCGCGUUUUGAAUUAUGGGUAAAACAUGGCAGCGCCCUGUGUUUUACAACCACCUUGCUCUUGUUCCUGUUUAGUCCCUUGACAAGAACUCGGGUUGACCAGAAGACACUGAGUGAAACCUUCGACCGGGCGGAUAUCGUGAUUGAAAUCGUGCCUGAUACUCUUUAACAAUGUCGGAAAAUACCACAAAUGAGGAAGGCGGUGGAAAGACGCUCCCGCGAGCAAUGAUCAUUGAGAUGAUGACGAAGAAUUUUGACAGACUGCCUGAGGUGGACCAGAAGCUGUUCUUCUAUGGUCCCAUGUAUCUCGGAGGUAACGGUGCCCUUGCAGGACUGGUAGCCAACAGCUUGUACCGCAGAGCCCUGAAUGUCACGCAAGGGCGCCUCACAUCCAGCAUGCCCAUGGCUGUCCUCCCCUUCCUGACCACGUUCGCCUUGUACAACGCAGCGGUGUCUAAACCUUUACUGUCCGGAGACCUCAACUGCCCCACGUGUGCUCUGAUGCGGGGGGCGCUCAUCGGAGUGGUGGGCGGCGGGGUGUACCCCAUCCUGCUGGCCUUACCUGUGAACGUCGGCCUCGCCACCAGGUACGGGACAGCGCCGAUGCCAGAGAAGGGCAACACCAUGCGGUUUUGGAUGGAAAUCUCCAGACCGGUCCUGAGGAAAAUGCGGGCAGUGUUCGUGCUGCAGGCUCUCUUCGGGACAUACCUGAGCUCCAAACACUUUGAUAUUUACACGAAACUGGCCAAGAUGGCAUUCGCUCCAGAUCGCGAGGAGCUCAAAGACUGAAAUUUGCACUGUAAUAAACAUUUUCUUUCACAUGUUGUUGGUGUUCUUGCGUCAAGGGAAUGUCUGAUGUUUUAAAAUCACCCGUUGCUCCCCCAUUUUACUAUCCAUUGUGGUCGGGGACUGGGGAUUUUCAGGAAGAGACGACAGGUCAACAGUAACUGGUAUUCAUCAUCUGAAAGCUGGGAACCUUGGUAUUAACAACCGUCCUGAGAAAUCAGUCACUGAAGACACAUUUCACAUCUGUUACAGGCUCGACCCGAUCACCUUCAGACUCAGAUUACUUAAUUAUUCCAGCAGGUCCGAGAUUGUUUUAUUCAUUAACCAGCUGCUUUAUAGCCGACCUGCACUCCAGUUUGCAUUUGAUCCAUCAGCUGACGGUGCAGCUGCUGGGCAGAUCGGGUCAGGUGUUUUCUCUUUUGGGAAAGUGACAGCCUGGCCGGUGUCAGGGGUGUUGGGCUGGACAAGACAGGGGACGUCAGGUUAGUAGGUGGUCCUUCAGUCCGUCCUGGGACACAUGUCUGUUUACACCUCUGAUGUGAUGCGGACACAAGCGACCCAGGCCACCUCUGAGUGCGUCCUGAGGUCCGAUCACUCAGGACGCAUUGCUGCUGUUUACACCUGUACUCACAGGUGUCAGCUUGUAUCCGGAUUUCUCAGGAUGGAUGUUAAUACCAGGCGGGACCAGGGGCCCUGAGAUGCAGCUCAGUACUGUGUGCCAAGUUAUUCUGGUCAUAAAUCUGUAGUAAACAUUGUUUUGUUUUGUUUUUGUUUUAGGAGCCUGUUCAAAUUUUGAAAGUUAUUUGUCUAUCAAUUUAAAAUCCCAGACAGUAAUAAUGGUUUGCCACAACAUAUGAAUUCAUUCAAGCCAUCAAAUUGCCUUGUUUUUUUUUUUUUUUUUUUUUUUUUUCUGGUACCAAUCACACAAGGGAUCAACAUAUCUUCAUCAUAUCCGCUGCUUUAGAUCAGCUUGCAAUGUGGUCUCUUCCUUGUUCAACAGCUCAAAACUCAGUUAGUUUUCUUGCUGAUGCAGCAUUCUUCAGAUUUGACUGGACUGCAGAUGGGAUUCAUGCUUUGCCCGCUCAAUUUGAUUUUCAGUGUGUAUUCUACAGCAUUUUUGCCCACCCAUGCAAAUACUUUAAAAUGUUAACUUCCACAUGUGAUGACUCGCUUGUGUGACAAUAAAGAAUCAACCAGAAAUGUCA
Myripristis murdjan (pinecone soldierfish) is the source of this 2013-nucleotide messenger RNA. It is a transcript of the gene tmem126a, whose product is annotated as transmembrane protein 126A. Gene Ontology annotation, cellular component: mitochondrion. The record is from RefSeq and is a predicted model, not a curated record. The transcript has a single exon. Gene Ontology annotation, biological process: mitochondrial respiratory chain complex I assembly. NCBI's taxonomy places the organism in Eukaryota, Metazoa, Chordata, Actinopteri, Holocentriformes, Holocentridae. The coding region runs from base 194 to 811 and encodes 205 amino acids.